Messenger RNA from Rhodotorula toruloides NP11, 759 nucleotides. Its product is annotated as isopentenyl-diphosphate delta-isomerase. Lineage: Eukaryota; Fungi; Basidiomycota; Microbotryomycetes; Sporidiobolales; Sporidiobolaceae. The transcript is spliced from 6 exons. Gene Ontology annotation, molecular function: isopentenyl-diphosphate delta-isomerase activity. Bases 1 to 759 code for a protein of 252 amino acids. Gene Ontology annotation, biological process: isopentenyl diphosphate biosynthetic process; isoprenoid biosynthetic process. The record is from RefSeq and is a predicted model, not a curated record. Gene Ontology annotation, cellular component: cytoplasm.
AUGUCUUGCACCACUCACACCAUCACCCUCGACCCUUCCAAGUAUGACCAGGAGCAGAUCAACCUCAUGGAGGAGCGCUUGAUCCUCCUCGACAACGACGACCGGGCUAUUGGCGAGGGUUCAAAGAAGGAUUGCCACCUCAUCCCGCCCGCCGGCUCCGCCGAGACCCGCUCGCCACUCCACCGCGCCUUCUCCGUCUUCCUCUUCCACCCGCAGACCGGCAAGCUUCUCCUGCAACGGCGUGCGGACGAGAAGAUCACGUUUCCGAAGAUGUGGACAAACACGUGCUGCUCGCACCCCUUGACGAGCUUCGGCGAGAUGGACGAGGAGGGUCAGAUUGGCGUUCGACGAGCGGCCGCGCGGAAACUCACCCACGAGCUCGGAAUCCCUCACACCUACCCUCUCGACGACUUUGCCUACCUCACCCGCAUUCACUACUACGCGCCUAGCGACGAGAUCUGGGCCGAGCACGAGAUCGACUACAUCUUCUUCCUCACGCUUGACCCGAAGACCGACAUCAACCCGAACGAGGUUAGCGACGUCAAGUGGGUAUCGAAGGCGGAUUUGGAAGACUUCUUCAAGGACCCCUCCUCGACCUUCACGCCCUGGUUCCGCCUCAUUGCCGAGUCUUUCCUCUACAAGUGGUGGGACGCCCUCCUCGCAUCGCGGAAGGACGAGUCGCAGCCCCUCGACGCCAAGGCGUUGAUCGCUGAGGUUGAAAAGGAGAAGGCCACGAUGGGCAGCAUCAUCCGCAUGUGA